CCAUCAUCCAACAAAAAGACGUUCUACAGAUGUCAUGUCGAGGUCCUAUGUUGGAAACUAUACACAGCAAAAUCUGUAUUUCUUCUUAUAUAAAGCUUCUCGAAGAUUGUAUUCAAUCCAAAUUACUCAAACCAGGCAAGUUAAUCCAUCAACAUUUUCUCAAGAACUGUCAUCAUCCCGAAUUUCAUGGCGACAGUAUCAUCGUCUUGGAGAAGCUCUCUCGUUUGUACAUUGCCUGUAAUAAAACAGCUCUCGCCCACCAAGUGCUCGACCAAAUUCCUCACCCAGAAAAGAAAAACAAAGUCUCCAUUUGGAAUUCGAUCAUCAGAGGCUACGCUUGGGAAGGACCAUUUGAUAAAGCAAUUUCAUUGUAUCGUGAAAUGCUUGAAUCUGGAGUAAGACCCAAUAAUUAUACGUACCCUUUUGUUCUAAAGGCUUGCUCGGGUUUGCAGGCCAUAGAAGAUGGGAAAGAGGUUCACGAACAUGCUAAACUUGCUGGGUUUGAUUCUGACGUCUAUAUUUGCACUGCCUUGGUUGAUUUCUAUGCAAAAUGUGGUUCUUUGAAAGAAGCAAGAGAGGUGUUCGAUGCAAUGCCUAUGAGAGAUGUUGUGGCUUGGAAUGCCAUAAUUGCUGGUUUUUCAUUGCAUGGAUUGUAUGAUGAUGUGAUUAGAUUGAUUUUUCAAAUGCAGGAAGCAGGAUUAAGUCCUAAUUCCUCCACAAUUGUUUCGGUUCUUCCUGCAGUUGGAGAAUCAUCUGCUUUGGUUCAAGGGAAGGCAUUGCACGCUUAUGGUAUGAAGAAGAAUUUUCAUAACGAUGUUAUGGUUGCGACAGGAUUGAUUGAUAUGUAUGGUAAGUGUGCCUGCCUUUCUUAUGCUAGUAGAAUUUUCGACGCGUUAAGUUUCAAGAACGAAGUGACUUGGAGUGCUAUGAUUGGAUCGUGCAUAGCAUGCGGGUAUCUUAAUGAAGCGCUGAAAUUGUUUGAAAAAAGGUUGCUCAACGAUUCCACUUCCUUGUCAGUUGUUACGCUAGGAGCCAUACUUCGCCUUUCCGCGAUGCUUACUGAUCUCGGAAGAGGAAGAAGUAUACACGGUCUUCUUAUUAAAAUUGGUUUUGUUUCCGAUCUCAUGCUGGCUAAUACUCUCCUCUCAAUGUAUGCUAAGUGCGGAAUAUUGAGCGAGGCCGAGGCCUGGUUCAACGAAAUGGUGAAUAAAGACGCUGUUUCUUAUAGCGCUUUCAUUUCAGGGUGCACCCAAAGCGGUUAUGCGAAAGAAGCUUUGGUUGUUUUCAAGAAGAUGCAGUUAUCGGGAAUUCAGCCCGAUUCAGCCACAAUGGUUGGCGUCUUGCCUGCUUGUUCUCAACUGGCAGCCCUCCAGCAUGGCAUUAGCUGCCAUGGAUAUUCAGUUAUGCAAGGGUUUACUGAAAACAUUUCUAUUUGUAAUGCACUAAUUGACAUGUACUCGAAAUGUGGGAAGUUACAUGCGGCCAGGCUAGUUUUCGAUGGUAUGCACACAAGAGAUAUUGUCUCGUGGAACACGAUGAUUUUCGGUUACGGAAUUCAUGGACAUGGAAAUGAAGCUGUUAAAUUGUUCCACGAUUUGCAGAAGUCUAGGAUAAGUCCAGAUGACAUGAGUUUCAUUUCAGUCUUGUCUGCCUGCAGCCAUUCUGGGCUAGUUUCAGAAGGAAGGAUGCUGUUCCAUUCAAUGACGAGUGAUUACCAUAUUAACCCUAGGAUGGAGCAUUACGUGUGCAUGGUCGAUCUUUUGGGCCGUGUUGGAGAAUUGGAUGAGGCCUAUCGUUUUAUUCAGAGAAUGCCUAUUGAUCCUGAUGUUCGAAUAUGGAGUGCAUUGCUUUCGGGCUGUAAAGUUUACAAAAAUAUUGAACUUGGCGAAAAAGUAGCUUUUAAAAUUCAGUCUAUUGGACCCGAGAGCACGGGAAACUUUGUCCUCUUAUCGAACAUGUACAGCGAUGCUGGGAGAUGGAACGAUGCUGCAGAUGCGAGAAUUGCUCAAAGAAACUGGGGAUUCAAGAAAAUCCCGGGAUGUAGUUGGGUGGAGAUUAACCGCGUUGUUCAUGGGUUCGUGGGAGGAGAUCGUUCGCACGCUAGAUCAGAAGAGAUAUACAAAAAACUUGGGGAGCUGUUAAUGGAAAUGAAGAAGAUGGGUUAUAAUAAUAGCUUGGGAUCUGGUUUUGUGAUGCAAGAUGUUGAAGAGGAAGAGAAAGAAAGCAUUCUCCUUUAUCAUAGUGAGAAAUUGGCUGUUGCCUUUGCUCUUCUUAGUUUACCUGCAUCUAACAACAAACCUAUUCUUAUCAACAAGAAUUUGAGGGUUUGUGGUGACUGCCAUGCUGCAUUCAAAUACAUUAGUAUUAUUUCAAACAGGGAGAUUACUGUUAGAGAUGCCAGUAGGUUUCAUCACUUCAGAGAUGGAAUCUGCAAUUGUCGAGAUUUCUGGUGAGAAACCA
This is a messenger RNA of Impatiens glandulifera, 2460 nucleotides long. RefSeq names its product pentatricopeptide repeat-containing protein At3g16610. Gene Ontology annotation, biological process: RNA modification. The record is from RefSeq and is a predicted model, not a curated record. NCBI's taxonomy places the organism in Eukaryota, Viridiplantae, Streptophyta, Magnoliopsida, Ericales, Balsaminaceae. Bases 30 to 2453 code for a protein of 807 amino acids. The transcript has a single exon. Gene Ontology annotation, molecular function: protein binding; zinc ion binding; RNA binding.